AUGAAAACUUCCAUGGCAAGCAACAUAGCAGAAAGGGUGCAAUAUCCAUUAGACUCUUCCUCCUACAAGAUCAUAGACGAGAUUGGCGCCGGUAACAGCGCUGUCGUCUACAAAGCAAUCUGCAUCCCUAUAAAUUCCACACCAGUUGCUAUAAAAUCCAUAGACUUAGAUCGUUCACGCCCUGACCUUGACGAUGUUCGACGUGAAGCGAAGACAUUAUCGCUUCUUUCUCAUCCCAACAUCCUCAAAGCUCACUGUUCCUUCACGGUGGACCGCCGCCUUUGGGUGGUUAUGCCUUUUAUGGCAGGAGGUUCAUUACAGUCCAUAAUCUCGCACUCUUUCCAAAACGGCUUAACCGAGCAAUCCAUAGCAGUUAUUCUCAAAGACACUCUCAAUGCUCUUUCUUACCUUCAUGGACAAGGUCACCUUCAUAGAGAUAUCAAAUCUGGUAACAUCCUUGUUGACUCAAAUGGAUUAGUGAAACUGGCUGAUUUUGGUGUUUCUGCUUCCAUUUAUGAAUCAAACAACUCUGUAGGAGUAUGUGCUUCUUAUUCAUCUUCAUCUUCUAAUUCUUCUUCUUCUCUUAUGUUUACUGAUUUUGCUGGAACACCUUAUUGGAUGGCUCCUGAGGUUAUUCAUUCUCAUAAUGGUUACAGUUUCAAAGCUGAUAUUUGGUCUUUUGGGAUAACUGCUUUGGAGCUAGCACAUGGAAGACCACCACUUUCUCAUCUUCCGCCUUCUAAGUCAAUGAUGCUUAACAUUACCAAGAGGUUUAGGUUUUCUGAUUUUGAUAAAUAUAUUUAUAAGGGUCAUAGUGGUGGAAGCAAUAAAUUUUCUAAGGCUUUUAAGGAUAUGGUUGCUUCUUGUUUGAAUCAAGAUCCUACAAAAAGACCUUCAGCUGAGAAGUUGCUUAAGCAUUCGUUCUUUAAAAACUGUAAGGGACCAGAGUUUUUGGUGAAGAAUGUGUUGAAUGGUUUGCCUAGUGUGGAGAAAAGGUAUAAAGAGAUCAAAGUUACAAUGGGUGCAGACUCAAAGGGCAGUGAUGAUGGUGAUGAUGAGGACUCAGUGGUGAAUGUGAAGCAGAGAAGAAUUAGUGGUUGGAAUUUCAAUGAAGAUGGGUUGAAACUUGAGCCGGUAUUCCCAAAGGAUCAGUGCAGAGAAGAUCAUGAUGUGGUGAAACAAGUUCGGUUUGAAGAAGAAAAUGCAAUCCAAGAGGAGGAAGAUGUUGCAUCAUCAGGAACUGUGACUGAAACAACAAACCUCAAUGCUUCUGAUGAGGUUGAUAUCGAUGCUGUUAGUGGUGUUGUGAAGAACCGUGAAGCUACGUUGGCGACUCUGAGUGUGUUGAAAGGGAGCUUGGAACAAGAACUGGGACAGGUGAAGUUUCUGAUGAGCCUAAUUGGUGGAAAUGGAGAGGAGAAUCAUGUGGCCGAUAGCGAGGAGAAAACGGUGCAGGAGAUAUCUAAGUUGAGGAUGGAGUUAGAAACUGAGAGGAAGAAGAAUUUGCAGUUGGAGCUGCAGCUUGAGAAUAUCAAGCUUCACCUAAUUUCUUCUACUGUCAAUAGUCCUACAAGCUAA
Lathyrus sativus (Indian pea) is the source of this 1578-nucleotide messenger RNA. The record is from the annotation of a GenBank genome assembly. Lineage: Eukaryota; Viridiplantae; Streptophyta; Magnoliopsida; Fabales; Fabaceae.